AUGGAAAAACACGUUGAAGAGGCGAUUAAAAACAUCCAUGGGACGCCGACGCAGGCCGUCGUCUACGUGACGGGCGGUGCGUCGCACGCUUUGCCGUGGCUUCUGUGUGUGCCAGGUGCAUCGAACACUGUUAUCGAAGGGCGCAUUCCGUACAGUCGUAAUGUGUUUUCCGAUCUCGUCGGACAAGAACAAGCCGCCGCUAUCGAGUGUUUCUCUUCGCCAUCAGCCGCUCGUGUUUUGGCGCGGGAGGCGUACCGGCGGGCGGUAAGAUUCUCACCACCAGGGACAGUUGUGUGUGGGAUAGCCGCGGCAUGUGCGCUUGCCACUGUGAAUUCGAGAAAAGGGGACCACGCAGCGUACGUGGCCACGUACUCUCAGCAUGUUGUCGCCGAGUACGCGCUUAAAAUGCAGAAAGGUCAUAGGUCCCGCAUGGAAGAGGAUAUGCUUACUUCUCGGCUAGUUAUUCAAGCUCUGGUAGAAGGAUGCAGAACCAUAUCUAGUUGUGGUGUCACAAACCACCCGCGAGGGACCGUACCCCCGCAGAUGUUGGCUCUGUCAAGAGAGAGUGCAAUGGAAUUAGUACGUGAAGACUUGGUUGCAGGGGAUACGCUUCUAGGGCCCGUAGUGCAUGAGCAUUCUGAUGCUAUCGGUGGGAUAUUGCGUGGUGAAUUGCGGUUUGCUGAAUACUCUCGCGGGGUCACAAACAGGGAAGCGACCUCGGCCACACUCGUUUUUCCUGGGUCGUUCAAUCCGCUUCAUCGCGGGCAUCAGCGUUUGAUGGCAGUGGCGCAAGACAUGUAUCCACGGGACCGCGCGGCAUAUGAAAUCUCGAUCACAAACGUAGACAAACCGGCACUGAAGGCGGAGAUUGCCAAGCAACGAGUGGAUCAAUUCGGACUGAAGGAAACGGUUUUGGUGACAUCUGCGCCGCUGUUUUCCGAGAAGGCCGAGCUGUUUCCAAACUCGAAAUUUGUGGUCGGCGUGGACACGGCUUUUCGCUUGGUGACGCCGAGAUACUACGGCGGAGAAGGGCGGAUGAUCUCUGCGCUCGCGGACAUUAAGGCUCGCGGAUGCAGGUUUUUGGUGGGCGGCAGAGUGGAGCAGGGCAAGGACGGAGUGGGAUCAAACAGGUUUCUGACUAUGCGGGAUGUGCAGAUACCGGGCGGGUUUGAUGAUCUGUUUGAAAUGAUCCCGCAAGAAAGGUUUCGGGAGGAUGUUUCCAGCUCAGACAUUCGGGCUCAGCAAGCGAGAAACGCAAGUAGGUGACGAUGAGAUGAAAGGCGUUCGAAAGGCCAUUCAAGAAGCAAAAAGAAGAAAAAGACAUGACAAAACCUGUUUUACAGCGGCUUGCUCACAACCACACAGGCUUGUGGCGAAUAUUAUAGCGAACCAGACUGGUCUGAAAGAGCUCAAUAAACUGCUGGUCGAGAAUCCUGACCUUAUUCCCCGCAAA
This is a messenger RNA of Chondrus crispus (carragheen), 1453 nucleotides long. RefSeq lists its product as hypothetical. The record is from RefSeq and is a predicted model, not a curated record. Bases 1 to 1266 code for a protein of 421 amino acids. Gene Ontology annotation, cellular component: nucleus; cytoplasm. The transcript has 2 exons. Lineage: Eukaryota; Rhodophyta; Florideophyceae; Gigartinales; Gigartinaceae. Gene Ontology annotation, molecular function: nicotinamide-nucleotide adenylyltransferase activity; ATP hydrolysis activity.